Messenger RNA from Carassius auratus (goldfish), 1960 nucleotides. Its product is annotated as beta-1,3-N-acetylglucosaminyltransferase manic fringe-like. NCBI's taxonomy places the organism in Eukaryota, Metazoa, Chordata, Actinopteri, Cypriniformes, Cyprinidae. Gene Ontology annotation, cellular component: Golgi membrane. Gene Ontology annotation, molecular function: O-fucosylpeptide 3-beta-N-acetylglucosaminyltransferase activity. The record is from RefSeq and is a predicted model, not a curated record. The coding region runs from base 357 to 1436 and encodes 359 amino acids. Gene Ontology annotation, biological process: pattern specification process. The transcript is spliced from 8 exons.
CAAACACGUUAUCUUAUCAGUCACCAUCGGAGCGUCACUGCGGAAAGUGGGCGGGCCGUUUAAGGUUUGCGAAGCCUGAGGGUGAAUGAGUGACAGUUCAUCCAUCCUCCGCUUUAACAGAGCGCAUGGGGCACCAGCCAGGAUCCGAGCGGAAUUACCAGAUGAAAACUUUCACGGAAUCACAAUGAAUUUAAACGACACCUUCCAACCCACCCAGGGACUUACUGGUUGUUGUAUUUCAUUAUUAUUUUUCAAACAGUCAUGCCUUUUUUGCGCGCGUGUGUGCGCUCAAAUGUCGCCUGUUGUACUUCAACAAGUUUAAUAUGCGGCCAAAAGUGAAUGAUCUAUUUUAGAAGAUGAUCGUAAGGAAGUUGUUUCAUGCACUGCCUGUCUUCGCUCUGACACUUUUCAUCCUGGUUUUGCUGGAUUUGCAACUGCGCUCCCGGAAUGACCAAAACCCCACCGCGCCUUUUGCGCACGAAAAGACUCCAUCUAUAUCAAGAACUACCGCUGUGACCCAACAAAGAGAUGUUGUUAAUAACAAACAAAUUCCAAAACGUCAGAAAUGGAGGGAGAUAAAGCCACAACCACCUUUAGAACUCACUGACAUCUUCAUUGCAGUGAAAACCACUGGCCGGUUCCACAAUACCCGCCUUGCUCUUCUCCUGGAGACCUGGAUCUCCAAGACUAAAGACCACACGUUCAUCUUCACAGACAGUCCAGAUGAAGAAGUUUCCUCUGAAGGAUUUAACAUCAUCGUCACCGACUGCCCGCCGGAGCACAGCCAUCAAGCUUUAUCCUGCAAGAUGGCUGCAGAGUAUGACCACUUCAUGGCCUCUGACAAAAAGUGGUUGUGUCAUGUUGAUGAUGAUAACUACCUGAACCCUAGAGCACUUCUAUCUCUCCUGGAGGCCUUCCCAGCGGACAGCGACAUCUAUGUGGGCAAACCAAGCCUGGAUCGGCCAAUGAGAGCCCAGGAGCUGUUGGAAGGAAAUAAGACAAGGGAUGUCCAUUUCUGGUUCGCUACAGGAGGGGCUGGUUUCUGUCUGAGCAGGAAGCUGGCAGAGAAGAUGGCACCCUGGGCAAGUGGUCCCAGGUUUGAGCAGACCUCCGCUAUAAUCAUGUUACCUGAUGACUGUACAGUGGGCUUUAUAGUUGAGAGGCGUCUGGGAAUCUCAAUGGUCCAUAGCAACAUGUUCCAUUCUCAUCUGGAAAACCUACUUCUUCUUGUCCCUAGCGAUAUCCCAAAACAGGUGACUCUCAGCUAUGGAUGGUUUGAGAAUAAAAUGAACAGUGUUGAGCUAAAAGGAGUUUUUACCAAAGAUGAAGAUCCGUCCAGGUUCAGGACAGUCCAUUGUCUUCUGUACUCUACAACAAGUUGGUGCCCUGUAGCCCUCAAAAGCGCCUUGUCAUGGAAUCAACAUGUUCUCCCAUGAUGCAGUGGGCUAAAUGGACAAUAAUCAUGCAUAAUGUGAGAAUUUCAGUGCAUAAGUGUCCUUACAAAGCAUUUGUGUGACAAGGAGCAAACAAAAGCCGAAAGCACUGCAUUUUGGUCAAAUGAGGAAACUGAGAAUCCUCAACAUUUAACUGAGCCAUUUUAUUGUUAUUGAAAUUGGAAGUGUAACUUCUGUCUACACGCUGCACAUUUUGUUUAUUAUAUGACCAUUUGAUUCCUUGAAUCCUAAAUAUAUUUGUGAUUAUUAAAUAACACAACAACAAAUCUCUGUCAAUGCACUGUAUAUUUGUUUGUAAGUGUAAAAAUGUUUUAAAAUCAGUUCAUUUGAUGAAUUAAUUUGUUUUGAACAUUUUUUUAAAUUUAAAGAUUUCAAAACAGGGUAAUCUCAUUUGUUUCUUUUUGUUAUCACUUGUAUUUGCACUGUAUGUAUUUUGAUUACUGUAAUACAUUUGUACUGUGUAUGUUUUAUAUAAAAACACUUAAGAUAAGUGGAUAUCCUCUAAG